Messenger RNA from Pyrgilauda ruficollis (rufous-necked snowfinch), 2219 nucleotides. Its product is annotated as hemoglobin subunit epsilon. Gene Ontology annotation, cellular component: hemoglobin complex; blood microparticle; haptoglobin-hemoglobin complex. The coding region runs from base 1611 to 2054 and encodes 147 amino acids. Lineage: Eukaryota; Metazoa; Chordata; Aves; Passeriformes; Passeridae. Gene Ontology annotation, molecular function: haptoglobin binding; oxygen carrier activity; heme binding. The transcript is spliced from 4 exons. Gene Ontology annotation, biological process: oxygen transport; hydrogen peroxide catabolic process. The record is from RefSeq and is a predicted model, not a curated record.
CCAGCCCUGCCCUCUGGCACUGGCAGCCAUUCCCUGGCUCCUGGCACUGCAAAAGGGAGAGGGACUGAGAUAAAAUCCAGGUCUCCAAGGGAUUUUUCCAAGUUCACAGGACAAUGCACCAUGCCAUGAAUGGGAUGUACCAAAACCACAACAGCCAUGGCACGAGGUUUGCCUAGUGUGAGGAUGAGGCAGAGGAUGAGGCAAAGGAUGAGUAAAGUUCUUCAAGGGAAGAAGAAAUCACAGGUUCAAACAGAAAAGCAGACAGAGAAUUCCAGAAUCCCAGAAUGGUUUGGGUUGGGAGGGGUUUUAAGGAUCAACCAGUGCCACCCCAUGGCAGGGACACCUUCCCCUGUGCCAGGCUGCUCCAGCCCCAGUGUCCAGCCUGGCCUUGGGCACUGCCAGGGAUCCAGGGGCAGCCCCAGCUGCUCUGGGCACCCUGUGCCAGGGCCUGCCCACCCUGCCAGGGAACAAUUCCUCAUUGCCCAGGUCCCAUCCAGCCCUGCCCUCUGGCACUGGCAGCCAUUCCCUUGGUCCUAUUUCUGCCUCCCCAUGUAAGAAGUCCCUCUCCAGCAUUCCCAGAUCAAUGGACCAGUAUGUCUGUAAUUGGAGGAUUUCUAAUGUCUGGAUGAGACUUCUUAACCAUCCCACAGGUAGACCCAAAGCCACAGAUUCAAAGAAUCCUGGAAUGGUUUGGGUUGGAUAAUCACCCAGUUCCAGCUCCCUGCGCUGGGCAGGGACACAUUCUACCAGAGCAGGUUGCUCCAUGCCCCAUUCAGCCUGGCCUGGAACAAUUCCAUGUCUGUGGUUGUGUCUGGAUGCCUGACAGUUCAAGCAUCCUGGCUUUGCCUUUCUGAGCACAGGGGCACAGCUUCACUGGAGGCCUGGAAACCAGGAAAACACCUGUGCAGGUGUCAGCCAGAGUCAGACAAAAGCCUGUAGGCAGAGCCUGACCUGGUGGAAAUGGAUGCUGCUGAUGGGCUGUGACAGGGCAGGGUCCUGCUGUGCUUGUGCAAGGAGAGACCUCUGAAGGGCUCACACUGGACGCACGUGGGCAGAGCAAAGGAGCGUGUUCACAGCUGCAGCCCACCCUGGCAUCCCACACAGGUAUUCCUGGAAACCUGGAGCUGAGGAGGUGACAUCUGCUUCACCAACACCAUCCCUGCAAGUGUCCAAGGCCAGGCUGGAGAGGGCUUGCAGUGACCUGGGAUAGGGGAAGGUGCCCUGUCCAUGGCAGGGGGUAGAACAAGAAGAGCUUUAAAGUCCUUUCCAACCCAGACAAUUCCAUGAAUCUAAAGUACCUCUCUGAGGGGUCUGUGCCUGUUCAGGGAUGGGUGGAAUGUCCAUGCCUGUGGUGAACAGGCAGCCAGGGCUGAAGGAGAGAGAGAUAAGAGGGUCCUGUGUCCUGGCCUGGCCUGUUAAGGGACUCACAGGGAUUUCCUCGAAGACCACACCUCACUGCAGAGUGACCACUGCAUGGGGACCCCCGGCAGGGACCCCCGCCCGUGCCAGCCAAUGGCCCCGCUGCAGGGGCCGGCCAGGGGCUGGCCCAGGGCAUAAAACCCGGCCCAGGCUCUGGGCUCAGCUCAGCUCUGUGAACUCCUGCAGCCACCAUGGUGCACUGGUCAGCCGAGGAGAAGCAGCUCAUCAGCAGCCUCUGGGCCAAGGUCAACGUGGAGGAAUGCGGCGCCGAGGCCCUGGCCAGGCUGCUGAUCGUCUACCCCUGGACCCAGAGGUUCUUCUCUGACUUCGGGAACCUGUCCAGCCCCAUGGCCAUCAUCGGCAACCCCAAGGUGCGUGCCCAUGGCAAGAAGGUGCUGACCUCCUUCGGGGAAGCCGUCAAGAACCUGGACAACCUCAAGGGCACCUACUCCAAGCUGUCCGAGCUGCACUGCGACAAGCUGCACGUGGACCCCGAGAACUUCAGGCUCCUUGGGGACAUCCUCGUCAUCGUCCUGGCGUCCCACCUGGGCAGGGAUUUCUCCCCUGUGUGCCAGUUUGCCUGGCAGAAGCUCGUGGGUGUGGUGGCCCACGCUCUGGCCCACAAGUACCACUGACCACCCCGGGGACAGCAGGAGCCCCGGGCCAGUGCCAGCCCCAUGGGGAGCCCUGACCCCGAUAAACCCUCUGAUAAACCUUCCAAUACCCCUCCAAUAAACCCUCCAAUGAACCCGUCUGCCAGCUCCUGUGCAGUGUCCGUGUGUCCGUGCUGGGCAGGGAGG